GAAACUCGGGGGAGUGGGGAGCAGUCGCUUAUGUUAAUGCACCUCAACUACGUGACUACCUCCCGUGGUCAUCAAAUAUCAUAUCCUGGUGGCCCUCAUCAUACCAAUCAUACGCAACUAAACUUGUCAGAACUUCACAUCGUUUCAACUUGUAAAUCAUGAAGAUUCUUGUUCUUGGCAUGCCCCGAACGGGCACGCAAUCCCUCGCAGAUGCCCUAGCCUAUCUCGAUAUCUCACCCGUAUACCACAUGCGGGAAGUGGGCAAAAAUAACCAUCAGGCACUUUGGAUCGAAGCGCUCGAGGCCAAGUUCGAUGGCAAAGGCCAGCCCUUUAACCGGGCCAAAUUCGACCAGAUACUGGACGAGUUUGAGGCACUCGCGGACUACCCAGCGGCCAUCUUUCCCGUCGAACUCAUGGCCGCCUAUCCAGAGGCAGUCGUCAUCUUGACGACGGGCGCCAAUGAGGAUCGGUGGUUCAACUCUAUGAUGGCGACGCUCUGGCACCAGCAUACGCAUCGGGCUGCAGAUUCCCCCUCCGCCAUGGCCGUCCUUGCUGGGAAGUACCACGACAACUGCUGGGGCGGUGAUUUUCCCACCCUGGGAAGGACGGCAUAUCGCGCACAUAAUGAGUUGGUGAGGGAGGAGGCGGCUAGGACGGGGAGGAAGUUCUUGGAGUACGGGGUCGGUCAGGGUUGGAGACCGCUUUGCGACUUUUUGGGUGUAGAGGUGCCGGAUAAGCCGUAUCCGCGGACUGAUGAUUGGAUGGGAUAUAAGAAGAUGGUUGAGGAGAAGAAGAGGAAGGAAGCGGAUGCAGGUGCCCAGACUUGAGACGGGGUUGCUGUAGUUUCCAGAGC
Messenger RNA from Pseudomassariella vexata, 853 nucleotides. RefSeq lists its product as uncharacterized. The transcript has 3 exons. Lineage: Eukaryota; Fungi; Ascomycota; Sordariomycetes; Amphisphaeriales; Pseudomassariaceae. Bases 159 to 827 code for a protein of 222 amino acids. The record is from RefSeq and is a predicted model, not a curated record.